Messenger RNA from Nymphaea colorata (pocket water lily), 1622 nucleotides. RefSeq names its product UDP-glycosyltransferase 79A2-like. NCBI's taxonomy places the organism in Eukaryota, Viridiplantae, Streptophyta, Magnoliopsida, Nymphaeales, Nymphaeaceae. The record is from RefSeq and is a predicted model, not a curated record. Bases 81 to 1484 code for a protein of 467 amino acids. The transcript has a single exon. Gene Ontology annotation, molecular function: UDP-glycosyltransferase activity.
AUCAUCGCACUCUCUUUGCAAAGCCACUGCAUAGAAAGCAGCAGCAGUGAGCAAGCACUGCAAAAGGAGAAAUUAACACCAUGAACGGCGACUCCCAUCCUCUUCGCCUAGUCAUGCUGCCAUGGCUCGGCUUUGGCCAUAUCUGUCCCUUCAUCCAACUCUCCAACGCACUCAUCGACCAUGGAAUCGAGGUCACCUUCCUUUCUCCCCCUACCCUUGUCGCCAAGAUACGUGCUACCCUCCAUCCCUCCAUCCCCAUUGUCAACUACAAUCUCACCCCGGUCCCAGGCCUGCCGGCCGGCGUCGAGUCGACCGUGGCGGCACAGUCCGCCAACCUACUUCUCAUGGAAGCGCUCGACGCCAGCAAGCCACAGAUCGAAGGCCUUCUCCGCAAGCUCAACCCUACAAUCAUAGUCUUCGACUUCGUCUACUACUGGCUGCCCCAACUAGCCGAUUCCCUUGGAAUCAAGUCUGUCUUCUUCUACAUCGGCACCGCCUUGUCCGCCACGCCCAUGAAAAUUUUCACCAAGUUGCACCCCAAGAAGCUGGCUCUUAGUGUUGUCGAGAUGCUACCGGUAAAAGUGGUCUCGGCUUUCACCGGCCUGAAGCUAUAUGAAACGCGCGACUUGCUGCAAUUCGUGUAUAAGCAUCAAAGAUCGAGCAUAUCUCCAUGCUCCAGGAUGCUGGCCGUGAUGAUGAUGAGCUCCUCCGUGCUCCUCAAGAGUGCCACCGAGCUGGAAGACCCAUACAUCAACUUCGUCACGUCCCUGUGCGGGAAGAAGGCUCUCCUCUGUGGCACUCUCACGUCGAAACCUCCAACAGGGGAACUUGAGGGCCGAUGGGAGAAGUGGCUGAGCCAAUUUCCGUCUAGAUCGGUGGUUUUCUGCUCCUUUGGUAGUGAGUUCUGCCUGUCCAUUGAGCAGAUCGCCGAGCUCGUCGCCGGGCUGGAGAUGAGCGGCUGCCCUUUCCUAGCAGUGCUCAACUUUUCAGCACAGGCGAAGGAGCAUGGGUUGGAAGCGAAGGUUGUGGGGGAGAGGAUGGGAGGGAAAGGGGUGGUGCACAGCGGCUGGGUGCAACAGCAGCACAUCUUGAGGCAUCCCUCUGUUGGUGCACACAUCGGUCAUGGCGGACUGAGCUCGAUGAUGGAGGCUAUAAUUGGAGGGUGUCAGACGGUGCUUCUUCCCCAGACCAUGGACCAGUUUCUUAACGCGAAGCUUGUGGUGAAGAGGCUGAAGGCUGGUGUGUCCGUCAAGAGGAGGUCAAGGGAUGGGUGGUUCACCAGAGAGGCACUGUGCGAGGCGGUGAAAAUGGCCAUGAAGGAUGAGACGGAGAAGGCGAAGGCGAUGAGGGCCAACAACACGAAACUGCGUGAAUUCUUGCUCAAUGAGAAGGUGCAACAGCAAUACGUUCAAGGCUUCGUCGCCAAACUCAAGGAGAUGGCCUCAGCCUCAACACCAUCUCCUUCAAUGUCAUUAACUAUUUGAAGAUAUGAAUAAGUCGCUCUAAGACAAGCUUAUGAGCGUGCUUUCUUGUGUGUGCAUGUACGAGUGUGAUAUGCGUUGAUUUAUGUGUGUGCAUGAAAUGAAAUUUAAUGUGCACAUGUUACAAGUUACUGCAGGUUA